Messenger RNA from Diversispora eburnea, 258 nucleotides. Lineage: Eukaryota; Fungi; Glomeromycota; Glomeromycetes; Diversisporales; Diversisporaceae. The record is from the annotation of a GenBank genome assembly.
AUGGCGUUCCAACCAGUAAAUCCAAAACCUUUUCUUCAAGAAUUGACAGGUAAACCUGUGAUUGUUAGAUUAAAAUGGGGAAUGGAAUAUAAAGGAUAUUUAGUAUCGGUAGAUUCUUACAUGAAUUUGCAGUUGGCUAAUACAGAAGAAUUUAUUGAUGGAAAUUCGACUGGUGCAUUGGGAGAAAUAUUAAUUAGAUGUAAUAACGUAUUAUACAUUCGAGGAAUCGAAGAAGACACGGAAAUGGGAGGAACCUAA